AACAUCAUCUGUCAGGUCCAGCUUAUUCCGAACUACCCCCAAAGCUCUGAUCCCCCUCGCGCUAGCCGUCUCUCUUUCUGUUCCAUCAACUCGUUUCCUGCAGCGCGGUUUUCUGGUCGCCGUUUUUUCUGUCGAACAUAGAGACCUAAGGUCCAAGUCUGCGCGGAGAUGGACCUGGACGCUGGCGACUCCCCGUGGGGCGAUGUCCCUUCGCAGUCGAUCACCAGCCAUGCUGAAUCGCAGCCCGAGAGCACAGAAGAGAACUCUUCCAACCAGACCACGACCCAGACUACCACACUGAGCGUUCCGCGCUCGCCUGCUCGACGAGGCCCCCGGACGCCGCGCAAGAUAAGCGCGCAGGCGACGAAGUUGGAGGCCGUGGAUGACACCGCUGACCCGUUGGGUCCCCUUGGAGAUAAGUCGCUCGAGAACAAUGAGGAGGCUCCCGUGCCCCCUCAGAAGGAACCUUUCGCAACGCGCAAUGUGCGGCCGGAUUCAUCUGCGUCGCAGAUUUCCAGCACAACCGGAAUGAUGGACUCCGUAGACCUCGAUGAAGAUGGGUUGGCUCGAGCGAGAGGACCACCACCGGUGCAGCCUCCGACGGACACGGAUGCUAAGAGGGCAACGCAGCCGAGUGUGAGUAUAGAGCAGGCUGCGAAACCGACAUUCGAUAUCACGGUCGGUGACCCGCAUAAAGUGGGCGAUCUUACGAGCAGUCACAUCGUGUAUCAGGUCCGAACGAAGACGACCUCAAAAGCCUAUCGCCAACCCGAAUUCGCUGUCAGCCGUCGAUACAGGGACUUCCUCUGGUUGUACAACUCUCUGCAUAACAAUAACCCUGGUGUCGUUGUCCCGCCCCCGCCGGAGAAGCAGGCUGUCGGCCGUUUCGAUACGAACUUUGUCGAGUCGCGACGAGCGGCUUUGGAGCGCAUGCUCAAUAAAAUCGCUCUCCAUCCGAUUCUGCAGCACGAUGGCGAUCUCAAGAUUUUCCUUGAGAGUGAAACAUUCAACCUCGAUAUUAAGAACAAGGAGAACCGGGAGCCAGACCUUGGCCAGAAUAAAGGCAUGUUCAGCUCAUUGGGUAUCUCUGUCGGUGGAGGAGGGAAGUUCGUAGAGCAUGAUGACUGGUUUCAUGACCGGAAAAUCUACCUGGACGCUCUAGAGAACCAACUAAAGGCGUUGCUAAAGGCGAUGGAUACAGUGGUUGCACAGCGCAAGGGGCUAGCCGAAGCAGCUGGUGACUUCUCGGCUUCUCUCCAUGCGCUGGCUUCCGUGGAGUUGUCGCCUGCAUUAUCCGUGCCUUUGGACAGUCUUUCGGAGCUGCAAUUGCGGAUCCGGGAGCUCUACGAACGGCAAGCCCAACAGGAUGUCCUGACUCUAGGUAUCACCAUCGAUGAGUACAUCCGGUUAAUCGGCAGUGUGAAGACGGCUUUCACACAACGGCAGAAGGCAUUCCACAGCUGGCAUGCUGCUGAGUCGGAGCUACAGAAGAGAAAGCAUACUCAGGAGAAGCUCCUUCGCCAGGGCAAAUCUCAGCAGGAUCGCCUGAAUCAGGUCAAUGCAGAUGUAGCGGACGCGGAGAGGAAGGUGCAUCAGGCAAGAUUGUUGUUCGAAGAUAUGGGAAGACUCAUGCGCAAUGAGCUCGAGCGGUUUGAAAAGGAGAAAGUCGAGGACUUCAAGUCUGGAGUUGAGACCUUCCUGGAGAGUGCCGUUGAGGCACAGAAGGAGUUGAUCGAGAUCUGGGAGACUUUCUUACUGCAGCUUGAUACGGAAGAUGGAAACCCAUACUACCAGCAAGCACCUCCCACAAGUGAUACCGCCGAGCCCGAUACUGUUACUCAAUCCCCCAGCACCGAAGCUGCUGCAACAACCUCCGAGCAGGAGGCAUGAAUGUGAAGACUUUGACUGUUUUUCUUUGAUGUAUAGCACCCACAGCAGCAUGUGGUAACUAGCCGUCUGUGAUAUCAUGUCUCCGAAGUUGCUCUUUUCCAAGCUAUUCCUACAGCCUACCAUACA
Paecilomyces variotii is the source of this 2016-nucleotide messenger RNA. Its product is annotated as Vps5 C terminal like-domain-containing protein. Lineage: Eukaryota; Fungi; Ascomycota; Eurotiomycetes; Eurotiales; Thermoascaceae. Gene Ontology annotation, biological process: protein retention in Golgi apparatus; retrograde transport, endosome to Golgi. Gene Ontology annotation, cellular component: endosome. Bases 169 to 1890 code for a protein of 573 amino acids. The transcript has 6 exons. Gene Ontology annotation, molecular function: phosphatidylinositol binding. The record is from RefSeq and is a predicted model, not a curated record.